Molecule: messenger RNA, 300 nt
Organism: Echinococcus granulosus
Lineage: Eukaryota; Metazoa; Platyhelminthes; Cestoda; Cyclophyllidea; Taeniidae
Exons: 3
Coding region: 1-300 (99 amino acids)
Source: RefSeq, a predicted model, not a curated record
AUGUUGUUAAAUGUAAAUUCCAUCACAACGCUUCAGUCUCCUUUGAAACACAACCCUCUUUUCGCACCUUCAUCUUCCUUUCCUCCGCUUCCGCCUCCACCUCCGCCCUCGCCUCCGACUCCAUCUCUACCUCCUUCUUCACGUCCACAUUCACCAAAGCCUCUCCAUUCUAUUUCUCCUUCUCACCUCCAUUCUUCUUGGCCUCCAACUCAACCACCUGCCCCCAUUCUCUGUAUUCUCUUCCUCCGCUUCAAACUGCCGCUCACGACCACGUGUGUUGAGGAACACUGGAGCAGAUGA